Molecule: messenger RNA, 3625 nt
Organism: Boleophthalmus pectinirostris (great blue-spotted mudskipper)
Lineage: Eukaryota; Metazoa; Chordata; Actinopteri; Gobiiformes; Gobiidae
Exons: 8
Coding region: 38-2797 (919 amino acids)
Molecular function (GO): protein binding
Source: RefSeq, a predicted model, not a curated record
CUACAGGAGCCUGAGAGGCAGGCUCCUGUAGGGAGCAAUGGCGGAGAGUGUACGCUCGCCUUUUGACUACCGGGAGCCCCCGACCCUCGACAGCGACGGGGAUGGCAGCAAGCCGCCACCGCGGGGUCGGGUGUGUGGAAGAAAGAGAAAGGGAACUCCUGUGAAGGUGUGUGACCGAGUGUAUGUAACAGAAGAUGAGGAGGAGGAGAGCUUGUCUGAACACAGCUACAGUCCUGGUGAGGGCCAGUACCCAGAGGGAGCAGAAGACCACCUGGCUCCACCUGGAAGUCCAUACUACCUUCCUGAUCCGGCCCAGCUUUGUGUGCCAGAGCUUGGGGAGGAUGGAGGUGCUGGUGUUGGGGGCCCAGUGCUGUUUCACCCUCCUCCAAACUGUCGUAUUCAGGAAGUUCACUGUGGCUCCCAGGUACGGCUGGUUGUCAUAGCGAUACGUGACAUCGCUAAAGGGGAGGAAAUCACUGUCGACUACAGCCUUGGUGACUGGGGUGACAAUGCAAUGGAGGACAACCCUGGCCCACACCCACUGUCCCUCUCUGUGUCAGAUUACCUCACUCCAUCCUGGUCCCUGUCCCCGUCCUCCUCCCCGCUGACUCUCUCUGAGGCCAGUGACUCGGACCGCGAGGAAGAUGAGGAGGAAGAAGAUGAUGAUGACGACGAUGAAGAGGAGGAGAUUGAGGACAUUCGAGGCAGGAUGCUUCGGCGCCGCAAAAAACGCAAGAUCCCCAUGUCCGUAAACUCUAAAAAGAAAAGUUCCCCCACUACAUCACAUAGAGGACCGGGUCGCCCGUGCUCCUCUUUCUCUCGACCUAUUGCACCGGCGGUUAGGUCCCAAGUUCAACCACCUCUGAGCACUAUAGCCCCGCCUACUACUAACAUCAACAAUAACAUUAACAUAAACAUCAGCAGCUCCAGUAGCACAGUAUUGAAUCAUCGCCAGCAUUGUCCUUACUGUGGGCGCAAUUUCCGCUCUCUGGCACGCCACCUGGAGAAGUACCAUAGCAACCAGCCUGAAGUUAGGACUGCAAUGGAAAUGGCUCACCUUCAUAAUCACUCAAAUGGCAAUAUCACGCACAAUCACUCUGCAGUGUCCACCUCUACAUCCCAAAACCAUUCAUUCACGGUACCACAACACUCCAGCGCUCCCUCUCUUUUCUCCAGAGAAAGAGAAUCGCCAGCAGGACGCUCAAGUCAAGUCUCAUUCUCACUUUCAAUGCCAUCUUCCACUCAGCAGCCCAGCAAAAAGGGACCUGGUUUACCUUCAGGGAAUUCAAAACCCCAUACAGCUCCCCCUGUUGUUCAAAGGGUUAAAAGUCCAUCUCCUCCUGCAUCUUUGCACAAGAGAGGACGGAGGCUGAAGAAGGAGAAUCAGACAGGCCCUCAAAAAUCUGAAGUGGACAUUUUGGGAAAUCAAGAUGAGUUGGUUCCUCCCCCGACCCCAGAGCCCAAUGUGGAUCCAGAGGAAGAUCUAGACUUGAGUGCUGGAGAAGAGGAAUCACCAGCUCAAAAGAAUGGAGAGAUGGGGAGUUCUAUCAAACCACACACGUCCCCGCUCCUGUCUUCUCUCUCCUGCCUGGUCCGGUACCUGCGGCAUCAGCAGCACUCGUCCUUCCAGUCCCUCACCCGCUCUCCUCACUCUGCCGAAGCCUGGCGCCUCCUUUGCCACUCCAGCUUAUCCCUACUCAUUCUCUACAACCGUCACCGUGAAUGUGAAGUUGCUAAACUCACCAUCCAAGACUACUGCAACCGAUCUUUGCCCCAUGGAAACUCCCCCAGCAGCCCCGCCUCAGGUAUGGAGGCUCUACUUUCCCCCUUUGAACGCCAUGUGUUAUGUCACUUGCCACGCGCUAGUGUUUUGGGUAAAAGAGGCCGCAUCCAGCCGCUCAUUCUGCCUCCACACUCUGAGUCCUGUUUAGACCUGCUUCUCCAAACCAGUCCAAAUGUGGGAGUUGAUCCACAGAGCCCCUACGUCUUCUCAAGGCCCUACCAUUCUCCUGCAACGCCACUAAGAGGAACUGACCUUUUGAGGAACUUGGCUCGGGCCAGCGGUGCUAAAAACCCUGCACCUCUGACAGCCACACGAGCGCGGCGCCAGGUAGCCAUCCUCACUCAGCUGCUGUUGCUGGAUGAGGGGGAGGGGCAGUCAGCAGCGGUUAAACGCCUGGAGGACUUUCUCGAUCAGCAAUAUAACGUGACUCAGAACUGUGCCAGUAUUAUCCAGGAUCAUUCACUCAUGGGUCGUGUGGGUCGUGUUGUACUUUAUGGAGAGAAGCAAGGUGUGCUGUUCCGAGGAAUGAGUCUCCAGCAGAUCUGCCUAGAAUUGGAUGUGAUGUCUGGCAACUCUGCAGAAUCCUUUUCAGAAGAAUCUGAGCCUGAGCAGGUGAAGGAGGAGGUGAAGCAGAAGGUGGAGGUUCCUGUGAAGAAAAAAGGCAGAGGGCGACCUCCAAGGAAGAAGAAACCAGCAGCAGCCCGUCCUGCAGCUCCACCUACACCCAAGGACCCAAAAAAGAAGGCCAAGCCGCAGAAAACGGGAAAGCGAGGUGUAGUGAAGCGUCCGUGGUCGGAGGCGGAGCGCUUGGCAGUAGAGACUCAUUUAAAACAGAACCUCCUUGAGCAUCGAGUUCCUGCUAAAGCAGACUGUGAGCGAUGCCUCCAGCUGUGCCCAAUGUUGGUGUGCAACCAGCGAGACUGGAGGGCCAUUAAGUUUUAUGUUCACAACCGAAUCCAGCUCCUCAAGAAGCAGGACAGGAGGCUGAUUGCAGCUGCAGCCUCCGUCUCAUAGGGUAAGUGCAUAGCAAAGGCCAAGGGUGGGAAACCUUGUCCCUAAGAGACACAUUUGAAUAUUGCCAUGUGAUGGAGAGCCAGACCUGUACUACUGCUACUUUUACAUUUUGGUUUAAAAUGUGUUCCGAAAAACCUUCCAAAUCCUGCUGAACCCUUUGCAGCCUGAACUAUCAGCUCAAAAUAUUGUUUUAUUCAAAGUUGAUUUCAGAUAGAAAUAUUAAUCAGGUCACAGAAUACCCACCUCUGUGUGUCAAAAUGUUGCCUAAAACUGGGUGCAUCUUUUUGGUGCAAGGUUUUGUUUUUUGUACUUGAGGUGAUGAUGAGGGAACUCCCUAACAUUCACUGAUAAGCAAGCUGUGAAUGUUUUAAUAUUGUAUGUAAUUUCUACUUUACAUAAACAGACUGAGGAUGAAAAAACUAGAGUUGGCUUCUGUUGAAAGCUAAUGACCAAACCUGAAUGUGCAUAACUGUGGAGGAACAGUUUUUUUUUUCCAGUGAUAACCUUUUUGCUAUUGGGACUGAUGUAUACUGUGUUUGUAUAGUUUGUUUCAUAUCAAGCAGCGUUGUGCCCAGAGCGUAAAAAACGUAUUCUUGGACUGUCAUUCACCAGUGAAGUGGUUCGUGCAUACCUCUAGUCUAAACCAUUAUCAUAAAUAUGUAUUAAGGCACGUCUACUUGAAUUUAUUGUAUAUCAUUUUUUUAUUUGUUGCAACAUAUGAUUACAUCCACAAUGUAAAUACAUUAAAACUUGUUAUAUAAAGUCAGUAUUGUGUAAUGGUGUACAUAAUGUAAAUGAUACCUGUACUUAUUAAAAUGUAUGACAUUA